Messenger RNA from Homarus americanus (American lobster), 2180 nucleotides. Its product is annotated as protein inscuteable homolog. Gene Ontology annotation, molecular function: protein binding; cytoskeletal adaptor activity. Gene Ontology annotation, biological process: apical protein localization; asymmetric cell division; regulation of asymmetric cell division. Gene Ontology annotation, cellular component: apical cortex. Lineage: Eukaryota; Metazoa; Arthropoda; Malacostraca; Decapoda; Nephropidae. The record is from RefSeq and is a predicted model, not a curated record. Bases 360 to 1418 code for a protein of 352 amino acids. The transcript is spliced from 6 exons.
CUCUACAUGCCAGGGUUCUGUACACUCCCCCAAAACACUUCAGCCAAACAUCUAUUUCUCCCACCAUUUGUAACACCACAAGAAGGAAAUUAUGUAGAAUUAUAAGAUGAUACAGAACCCCGCUAUGUAGUACUUCUCUUCCUGGUCUGACCUUUCCCAUUAUUGGUAAUACCUGACAUAGCCAAUAAUCACUAGCGACCUCUGAUCACCUCACAACCAGCAUCUGAUCUGAGAAUGCGCGACACGAUGAACUAGUGUACGUGAGACCGCCAUCACGCUGUGUUUGGUAGUUAAACCCUUAUUAACUUGUUACAAUUGACCUCUGAUGAAGUAGAUGUUUUUUUUCCACAUUGAUUUUCAUGACCUUUGAUGACCCAUGUGGUGGCGUCCUCCUGCAGGUGGUGGUGCGGGUGCUGGAGGAGUCGAAGGAGGAGGAGGUUAGCGCUGCCGUGUCACAUCUCACGGCGUUGGGUGUGGACGGCGGGCAUAUCUGUCGCCUCAUAGCGCGUCUUGGGGGCGUGAGGGGCCUGCUGGGGGUGUGCCUGGAGCCUCGACUAAGUCAUGUGCGUGUGGCGGCCCUCAGAGCUCUGGCCACCGUCUGCUGUGUCGUGGACGGCAUCGUGGAGCUGGAGAAGGCUGGAGGUGUGGAGGUCGUGGCGGAAGUGUUGUGUGACGAGGACUGCCUGGAGGAGGAGCGGAGUGAGGCGGCCGGGGUGCUGGCGCAGAUCACCUCCCCCUGGGUGGAGAACACCCACCGUCUGGCGGCUCUCCACGCCCACAUGCGCCCCAUCGUGGCCGCCCUCACAGAUCUGGCGAAGGAGACACGUUCCGCCGAGAUCUUCCUGUUAGCAUCGGCGGCGCUGGCAAACUUGACCUUCCUGGACGGUGGAUGUGUGGGAGCUAUGAGGGCAGCUGACACCGCCCGCGUCCUGCUGAAGGCCGCCCACAAUAACCCCAAUAUAUCCAUCUUCACCAAAGACCAGAUCGCGACGGUGUUGGCCAACCUGGCGGGGUCUCAGGAGGCAGCAGAAGAAGUCGUUGCGGGCGGAGGCGUGGGCGUCCUACUGGCGCUGCUCAACACCCGCCCGGCGCCCACCCACCGCCUCCCAGAAGUGGCCACGGCAGAGCGGGUCCAACAGAAGUCCGCCAUCGCCAUCUCCAGGUUGUGUCGUGAGUCGAGUGUGGCGCGGCAGGUGGUGGAGCUGGGCGGGGCGGAGCGUCUGGUGAGGCUGUGUAAAGACGAACAAGAACGUAACCACAGCGACGCCGUCCUCGUCGCCUGCCUGGCGGCGCUGCGGAAGAUGGCGUCGUCAAUGGGCUCUGAGGAACUACGAGGGAUGGACGCCGCCGAGUUGGUGGAGCCUCGCCUGCUGGACUCCUUCCUCAUCUACUCCUCCCGUCAGGAGAGCUACGUGUAGAAGGAUGACCCCAGCAACAGCCCUUCUGCAGUACUGGGAACCCCCUGUCUUCUCCCGCUAUGGUCCUUACAUAGUGGAGAGAAACAUCGACACUGCGUUCUUGAGCCACACCUUCCACAGCCACACCUUCCACAGCCACAGCAUAGGGACACACACCACCACACCUUCUCCUAUGCUGCUGUGGUCCUUGUCCUCUCUGAUGCCAUGGAGACAUACCAGAGAGGAGACUUCAGAACACGUCCUCCUAGUUCGUCUUGAGGAGGACCAAAUAACUGAGCUCAAUAAUUGUUGUAUUCUUCUGAACUUUCUGUCAUGUUGUUGUUAUUGUACGAGAGGAGAGAACGAGUGUAUACCAAGAGUAAUUUGAUCUAACACCUUAACUAUAUCAUGUUCUGACACCCACACACCCCACACCCACACAACCCUCCCCACCCACACAACCCUCCCUACCCACACCCCACCCACAACAUAACCACCAUCCCAUCUAAAAAAACAAAUAAUAAUAAUAUACACAAAAAAAUAAUAUUAAUCCCACCCAAUUUCUUUACGUAGUUUAUGAAUGAAGAGUUUGAAUGAAGAUAUUAAAUGGGUAUUGAAUGAAUGGGGUGGUUCUAUUAGAGGAACCUAUUAACCAUUCAUAUCUUUUUUCACUAGUCACGUUAUUUUCACCAAAUAAAAUAUAUCAACUUUAUAUCCCGUAUUGAUAUAUAUAUAUACUGUAUAUUUCAUCUCUUGUUUGUGCGUAUUUCUUUGUAUUAUAUU